This is a messenger RNA of Camellia sinensis, 818 nucleotides long. NCBI's taxonomy places the organism in Eukaryota, Viridiplantae, Streptophyta, Magnoliopsida, Ericales, Theaceae. The record is from RefSeq and is a predicted model, not a curated record.
UUUCCUCGAAGAUUCAUCCACCAACGCAACGCCUGUAAAAAUAAGCAAUGCCCCCAUUUACGCCUAUAAAAAUACGCAAUGCCCCCAUUUGAAGAAAAACCCACAAAACAUCCCCAGAUUUCUUCUUCAUUUUCUCAAAAACACUUCCCAACUUCCUCUCUCUCUCUCUCUCUCUCUCUCUAGACCUCUCUUUCUUUCUCUAAACUUUGUUGCGAAAUCCCAAAUGGCUCCUGAACUUGUGAGUGCAACCACCAAGGCCAACAGCCUAGUCAAGGCCUCGAGCCCGAUGAGCAGAGCUUAUGUCACUUUCUUGGCUGGCAAUGGUGACUAUGUCAAGGGCGUGGUCGGGCUAGCCAAGGGCCUGAGGAAAGUCCACACUGCCUACCCGCUUGUGGUGGCCGUGCUUCCGGAUGUGCCGGAGGAACACCGCCGUAUGCUGGUGGCUCAGGGAUGCAUAGUCAGUGAGAUCGUGCCGGUGUACCCGCCGGAGAACCAGACCCGGUUUGCUAUGGCCUACUAUGUCAUCAACUACUCUAAGAUUCGCAUCUGGGAGUUCGUGGAGUACCAUAAGAUGAUAUACUUGGACGGAGACAUCCAGGUGUUCUAAAGUAAUUAAUUUGUAAUUUGGCUUCUUUUUUUCCUUUUUUUUUUUCUUCUAGGGAUCAAACCCAUGGAGGUAUACUGGAAAAGAAGAGAACAUGGAUAGAAAAGACAUCAAGAUGCUAGUGAAGAGCUGGUGGGAUAUAUACAAUAAUGAAUCAUUGGAUUACAAGAGGACUAACAUAUCACGCAUUGAAGGUGAAGCUGACAAAGUCAUA